Messenger RNA from Neltuma alba, 1150 nucleotides. RefSeq names its product probable 6-phosphogluconolactonase 4, chloroplastic. The transcript is spliced from 3 exons. The coding region runs from base 192 to 965 and encodes 257 amino acids. Gene Ontology annotation, biological process: carbohydrate metabolic process; pentose-phosphate shunt. The record is from RefSeq and is a predicted model, not a curated record. NCBI's taxonomy places the organism in Eukaryota, Viridiplantae, Streptophyta, Magnoliopsida, Fabales, Fabaceae. Gene Ontology annotation, molecular function: 6-phosphogluconolactonase activity.
UUUUGUGGAUAAAAUGCAGUGUUGCUCUUUGGAUCAAUAUUCGCGAAUCCUAAAUCCAUCACACUAUCAGCUCAAUUCGUCCUUCUUGUUGCUCCACUUUCCACAGUAAUUCCUGUUUCGAGCUUUUCCCUAUAGAGGGGUUUCUCUGUUAGAGUGAAUCGUAAUAGGUUUUCCCUUAAGUGAAAGCUUCAAUGGCUGAGACUGCAAAGUCCGAGAACAAGAAGGUGGAAGUCUUCGAAAAAGAUGAUCUGGCCGUGUCUUUGGCCAGUUACAUCGCCGAUUUGUCUAACAAGUUCACUAAGGAGAAGGGGUCUUUCACCAUCGUUCUGUCUGGUGGCACCUUGAUAGAUAAUAUCCGGAAACUGGUGGAACCUCCCCAUGUUAAUGGUGUUGAUUGGUCUAAGUGGCAUGUGUUUUGGUUGGAUGAGAGGGUGGUGCCAAAGACUCAUCAAGAUAGUAACUACAAGCUUGCUUAUGAUGGAUUUCUGUCCAAGGUGCCUAUUCCUCCGGGCAAUGUUUAUGCCAUCAAUGAUACCUUGCCGGCGGAGGGAGCGGCUGAUGAUUAUGAGGCAUGUCUCAGGCGGUUGGUCGAGAGCAAAGUGCUGCGGUUAUCAUCGGCCACCGGAUUUCCAAAAUUUGAUCUGAUGCUGCUGGGCAUGGGGCCUGAUGGGCAUGUAGCUUCUCUGUUCCCAGGGCAUCCUCUUGUGAAAGAGAGUCAAAGGUGGGUCACCUUCAUUAAGGACUCUCCAAAGCCUCCGCCGGAAAGAAUAACCUUCACCUUCCCGGUGAUCAAUUCUUCUGAUUACAUUGCAAUGGUGGUGACUUCCACUGGUGCUGGUGAAGAAAAUGCAGUUCAUGCUGCACUGGGAGGUUCUGAGAAUUCUGAUAAGCUGCCUGUUGAAAUGGUGUCACCUGAGGUUGAGCUAAAAUGGUUUUUAGACAAAGAAGCAGCUUCAAAGCUGUAGAUGCCUCGGCUAGGCAGUGAGUCUAUAUUGUGGGUCUGUAAUGUUCAUUCUGAUCUGAGAACAAGAAGGCCACUGCUGAAUAUUGACAUCUCAGUUUUAGAUUAUCGUAUCAUCCUUAUGGCUGCAAUAAGAGGACAGAUAAUUUGAGUGCUUAAUGAAGUUUAUGUGUUUAAAAAACCUCAUUA